GACGACAUUGGACUAAGCACUCAACUGGCCCUAUUCCCGUUUCCCUCAUUCGGCCUAUUCUCAGCCUUAUCAUCCAUCUCCUUCACUCUCCCCAUGGAUCCUGCCCCUUCGAUCGGUACCAGUGAUUCACAAGCUGUGGCUUUCCAUCGAACUGUGCUGGCGCCCAUGAAGUCGACACAGGUGGCUGCCUUAUCUUCACACACUCUCUUUCUCAACUUUGCCAUCCAGAAUAGAAUGGCAUUGCACCUGCUCCUUGCCUUCUCUCACAGCGAACUCGCUAUUCAUCAAGGUUACAGCGACCGCCCUCCUUUGGAGUCCUACCUUCACUUCCAGCAUGGCUCCCGGCUCUUUACCCAACAAUUGGAGUCGUUCACACAUGCAAAUCAUAUCGCCAUGAUGCUAUCAUUCUUGUAUUUGUACAUGUUUUGGAUGCGACGUCAUCCUUUCGACGUGUCAAGAUUGAAGGAGUUGAGUGCAUCGGUUCUGGUCUACGUAAGAGCCUUUGCGCUGGACGAGCUGAUGAUCCUCGAUGUUUACUUUGCGCUUAUCACCAUUCAGCGGGAGAUCAACAGGUACAGCCAGGGUAGCGAAGCGAAAUCACCGGGCGUGGAGCUGGGUAUCAAGAGGAAGCUUGAGCGUAUACGAGAAGAACAAUCUUUCCUCUUUGAGUUGGCUGCCAACGGAGCCCAGCAGGUUCCAGCAACGCCACUGAUGGCACUCGUUGCCGUCACCAUUUUCCAUGCCCUGCAGAUAUACCUAGCUCGUAGUCGAGAUUCUGCUCUAAGCCAGCUUCCCGUUCCCUGUGAAGUGCAAAGGGCUCUGAAGGACCUGAUGACGACUGCGUAUUACACGGUGGCGACUGGGCCGGUCCAGCUACUUGAGAGGUUCCAGUGGGCGCUUCUGAUUGCAGGAAUCGAAACGCAUGAUCCCAUUCAUAGGGACUGGAUCUCGGCGAGUAUUUCAGAUCCCGCAAUCAAGGGCAUCUUUCAGCUUAUCCAGUCGGCUAAGGGGUCGUCGGGAAUCACCAUGCGGGCGGUCCGACGUCUAGUCAGU
Molecule: messenger RNA, 1053 nt
Organism: Fusarium vanettenii 77-13-4
Lineage: Eukaryota; Fungi; Ascomycota; Sordariomycetes; Hypocreales; Nectriaceae
Exons: 3
Source: RefSeq, a predicted model, not a curated record